AUUGUGGGAAAUUAAAAUAUCUGCCCACAGGGCUACACUGCUGCGCCAGCUUGAAGACAUUGGUACUUGGUGAGUUCUGGGAGGAGCUCGAUUCCUUCCCUUAUUUCCAUCUUGAAACUGGAUCAUCACAACUUCAAACAUUAAUUUUGACCGGGUGGCCCAAGCUCAAGUCUCUGCCUCAACAAAUUCAAGACUUCACUUCUCUAACAUAUUUGGGGAUAGAGUGUUUCGAUGGAGUGGAGGCUCUUGAGGAUUGGCUGGGUAACCUUACAUCCCUUACGUGGUUGGAUAUUCGGUAUUGCAAGAAGCUGAUGUAUCUACCUAGUGUCGAAGCUAUGCAACGCCUCACCAAAUUACAAACCCUAAGAAUUUGGGAAUGUCCCCUUCUGAAGGAAAAAUGCACCAAGGACAGCGGCCCAGAGUGGCCCAAGAUUUCUCACAUUCCAGAUAUCCGCAUUGUGUGACCAGACAGCAGACAGAUUGACUCUAUGCGUACAAUGAAUUCGUAAUAGCUCCAACUUUGACAGUGAAGAAAUGUAUUGCAAGGCAAUGCUUCUCGGUAUUUGUGGAUUCUUUAUCACCACUUGUUUAGAGGGCCUAAGGGGGUGGUUAGAGAGAGAUUGAUAUAGAGCAGAUUUUAUUUGCAUCGUAACAACUUAAUUGAAACAGAACAAGGAAAUGAAUAUGUUGAUGCAAACAUGCAGGACUUUUCAGAUUUUGAACCUACAUUUUUUAGCAUAUUCAUCAUCUCCGAGGACAAAAAAUGAAGUGGAGUUGAGUUCAUUGUUUCUUUGAAUGCAGUGAUAACCGGUGACAAAUAUUAACAUCUUAAGCAUCAGUUUCAGUACCAAUAUUGUUAUGACAUACCAUGUUCUCUAAUGCCGGGAUGUGCGUAUAACUUUUGUUGGUUUGGCAUGUCAACCCAUUUCUUGUCUGUAAUUGAUAUAACCUUCAAGUAAUUUGAAACAUACUGGAUUUAAUGUGGGAUCAUGGAGAUUUUCUUGAUUAGUAGUGUGGGAUUUAAUGUGAAUCUUGAAAUUGUUGAACCGUUGUCGUUUUUCUUGUUCGAUAACAGCAGAGAGUCCCCUUCCCCUGUUCCUAGAGUAUUUACCAAGUCUUUCUUAAUGGACCGUUGAGUAGCUGCAGUAUCACAGGAAUCAGGUAGAAACUCAUGCCUGCGUCGUGCCAUACACCUUCAUGUUUCCAUCUCAACAAAUCUUGCUUUGAAUCCUGUGGCCCGAAUCUAGUACUUUUCAACUGUUGCGGUCUGGAAUCAAGAGAAGCACAGAGAAAAGAAGCAUAAGAAGGAAAAAAGGACAAAGAGAAGAGAGAAAGUAAAGAAAAAAGUGAGAAAGACAGAAGUGAUGGAAAGCAUCGGGAAAAGAAAGACAAGAAGGGAAAAAACAGAGACAAGAAGAAGGAUAAGGAGAAAGACAGGGACCCCGUUAAAGAUAAAAUUAGUCCUUCAGAUGAGGAGAAAUCCGGGGAAAACUGAGAGUUUUGGUGCAGAGAAAUUCAUUCCUAAAGAGUACAAAGAUAACUGUGUUGACAAGAGAAAUACUGGGCAAGUUGGAGGUUAUCAGGCCGAGAAGCUCAGUCAAAAUCGUCAUCUGGCUGAGGAGAACCACAAUUCUGUAUUGUUGGAGUUGGGUAGGAGAACUAAAGAUGAGGCCAGAGGAAUUGGUAACCAUGUGGUUGAGAAGAUUUCUGAAUCAGACCGAAAGAAGGAUGAGGGGAUGGUCAGAUUGGUGGCUAAGGAUGCUGACAUUUUGGCCGAAGUCAAGGAAAAGAACAAGGACAAGAGAGUUGAUGACAGAAAGACGGAUGGGCAAGGCAUCAGGGUUGCAGCACAAAUUAGUGGGAACACAAUGGUUCAGAACCCUGUUUGUAUGGUUGAAACUAAAGUUGAAGGGCUUUCCAGACCAUUGGGGAGCAACGUGGAUAGAAAGAUUGAUGGAAAAGAAAAGACCAAAGAGAAGGAAGGUGAUGAUAAACGAAGAGAGAAACGCAAGGAGAAAGAUAGAGAGAAGAAAAAACAAGGGAAAGACAAGGAUAAAGAAAAGAAAAAGGAAGCGAAAUCAAAGGAGAAAAAUGAAUCUAAGAAUGCAGAGCCAGGUAAAGAGAAGAAAAAGGAAGAGAAAGCAAAGGAGAAAAAUGAAUCUAAUAUUGCAGAGCUGGAUAAAGAGAAGAAAAAGGAACAGAAAGCAAAGGAGAAAAAUGAAUCUAAGAAUGCAGAGCCAGAUAAAAUAAGAAAGAGCAAUAAAGAGGAUCAUAUAGACCCUCAUUACGUUAUAACCUCCCAACUUCCGAAAGACAGCAACAAAAGUGCUGGUGCUGAUGGAAAUCUUAAGAAAAGGAAGGACUUGCAGACAAAUGGAGUUUUGCAUGCCAAUGACAUUAGGCCUAGUAAACUGCCACGACCCUCUUCUUCCUCUCAUCCAUUAACGGUAAAUGGAAGAACAGUGGAACCUUGCCAAACUUCCACCCCGUAUGUUUCAGAUAGGCUGGGAUCAGCAAAUAAUGUUAAGGUGGACAAUAAGGACUGCAAGAUAAAUGGCAUCAUUGAAUCUCCGUCAUUGUCUGUCUCCCCUGCAAAGCUGACUUCUACAGCUGCACAGGCUGUUCCUGUUGCCAAAGCAUCUGUGAGACCGCCCCAUCCAGAUUCCAGAUAUCUAAGCCAGGUUUAUUUGGUUCCAAAGGUGGACGAAGUGCCUGAUUAUGAUGAUGAAGAUUGGUUGUUUGGGUGCAGUGGUAACCAAUCAAAGAAGCCCAAGGUGGAAUCUUCAGGGGUUGAGGAGACACCUGAGGUAUGGUCAGAGGCUCUGCGGAUAGAGUCUGCUGAUGUUCACGCUCUACCGUAUGUCAUUCCAUAUUGAUUGACUCCAAUGGGCAUGCUUCACCGCUUCACCUCCUAAUUCUGAUGCGGGCAACCCUCGAUAGGACCACACUAGACCAAAGCUAGAAAGGCAUCUGGCCACCUUGGACAUAUAUUUAGAGUUUUCUAGCUGCAUUCAUCUGUGAUUGCACUCUGUUGCAGUGAGUACGACUAAUGGUCUGCUUCGUCAAACAGUCAUAAAUGCAAAGGUUGCAAGGGUCACUCACACGUUAUGGCUUGCUCCAGGACCGGGCGGGCUAUUUGGAUUCAAGGGCUGGUUUUCCCCAACAGCUAAUUCAUUCAAAACGGAAAUUUUCGUAAGUGCGACCAAGUGAAGGGUUGCGUAGAAAAGGAGAUAGAUAUAUAAAAGCUUGUGCAAUUUUUGUUUUCAUUUACUUAGGAGCUGAGAAGCUCAUUUCUAAUUGAGCAUUUAAGAGAAACUAGCCACAAUUUUGAUUUGUAACAUAGAACUCUUAUUUACAAGAAAUGUAAGAUAGAAGGAAAGGGAAAGUAGUUGCAUUC
Messenger RNA from Prunus mume (Japanese apricot), 3397 nucleotides. The record is from RefSeq and is a predicted model, not a curated record. NCBI's taxonomy places the organism in Eukaryota, Viridiplantae, Streptophyta, Magnoliopsida, Rosales, Rosaceae.